Molecule: messenger RNA, 1087 nt
Organism: Thamnophis elegans (Western terrestrial garter snake)
Lineage: Eukaryota; Metazoa; Chordata; Lepidosauria; Squamata; Natricidae
Gene: CACYBP
Product: calcyclin binding protein
Exons: 5
Coding region: 251-913 (220 amino acids)
Biological process (GO): heart development
Cellular component (GO): nucleus
Molecular function (GO): tubulin binding; S100 protein binding; ubiquitin protein ligase binding
Source: RefSeq, a predicted model, not a curated record
CAUCUCCUUGCCAUAGUCUCUCCAUUCUGUGCGUACAUUAUCUUCUUACAAGACAAUGGUCAAGGUUGCUAUGCUCCAUUUAAGCAACUAGAAUGCUCUUGUAACUCUUUCUAAAUAUUAGCAGCCUAGUUUUUAUCCUUUGUCAGUUUGUCUCUGAUUUUUUUUAUCUUUAUUAACUUUUUAUAAGCUUGCCCCUCAAGCAGAUGUCGAUAGAACAUUUGAUAGAAAUGCUAAUUAAUUGGUAUAAUUCAUGUAUUCUCUGCAGCUACAGAAAGAUUUGGAAGAAGUGAAGGAGCUUUUGAAAAGGGCAACAAGAAAGAGAGUCAAUGACUUCCUACUGGCAGAAAAAAACAAAAUAGAGAGGGAAAUCAAGAACUGGCAGCCGCUGAAGCUAAAAGCUGAAGGACCUGAAGAAGAAAAACCAACAGUCACUGGAUACACAGUGAAAAUCAACAAUUAUGCAUGGGAUCAGUCUGAUAAAUUUGUGAAAAUCUACGUCACAUUAAGUGGUGUUCAACAUCUGCCAACUGAGAAUGUUCAGGUGCACUUUACGGAAAGUUCAUUUCAUCUGCUGGUGAAAAAUUUAAAUAACAAAAAUUAUACAAUGACGUUCAACAACCUUCUGAAACCAAUCUUAGCUAAAAGCAGUUCAUGGAAGAUCAAAACGGAUAUGAUCUUGAUAUUAUGUAAAAAGCAGCAAGGAGAAAAAUGGGAGUGUCUAACACAGGUUGAAAAAGAGACUAAGGAAAAAGAGAAAGCUUCCUAUGAUACAUCUGACCCCAGUGAAGGACUGAUGCAUCUACUGAAAAAGAUGUACGCAGCUGGAGAUGAUGAUAUGAAGAGAACACUUAACAAAGCUUGGGUGGAGAGCCGAGAAAAACAAUCCAAAGAUGGUUUGCCAUUAGACAUUUAAACAAGUGUUGAAGACUGCGCUUGCUAAUUUAAUCUACAUUUCAUGUAUGGAGGUUCUGCUGCAAUAUUCUGUUCACAGAGGAUGUGCUUUUUAUAUAAGCAUCUUCAAAGCAAAGACUACGAAAUUUAUGUUUCGGAUUGGAGAUGGGAAAUAAAAUAUGCUGUAAAACUUCUC